This is a messenger RNA of Vitrella brassicaformis, 996 nucleotides long. NCBI's taxonomy places the organism in Eukaryota, Vitrellaceae. The record is from the annotation of a GenBank genome assembly.
UACACUCUAAUUGACCAAACCACAGCGAGCGUCCCUCCGUCACCCACACGCCAUACAAACACACACACACACACACACACAACACGCGCCUUGCGAUGCAUCUGCUCCAUCCAUCCAUCCAGCUGCUCGACGCACAUAAGACGGCCUUUCUGUGUUCCUACAAGCCGGCAGCCGUGAGGAAUGCGUAAGCGACUGACAGCCACGAAGGCCACCGCCCCCCUCCCACAACUCCACUGACGAUUGCUGCCGCUGCACAUAACCGGACACGCAGCCUACACACACACAGAUGACACGUGCUCAGCAGAGAGUUCGUCUGUGUGAGUGUUGGGAGGGCAAGGGGAUUCCAUGGAUACCUGCAGUGACACCACACUGGUGCGAUUGGCGUUGAGCGGUGCGAGGGAGGCCUCGAAGGCCAGCAGCUCCCCGGAACAGCAGUUUGCAGCCGAGAAUGGGUUCCUCAUGACGCCCUCUCGACACAUACACCCCUCAUGCAACGUCGUGUUGUCGCCCGCACUCUUGAGGCAGUUCUGCAGGGUGAUGGCGUCCAGUUCGGCCGUGCCCUUGUAUAGCUCCUGACCCAAUUUGGCCACGCACAUCUCUGCCGCGGGCGGCAAAGUGCCGUGGAGGUCCCGAUAUGAGUCGAAGCCCAGCAGCCGGAUGACGUCGAGAUUGGGGUUGUUGUCGGUCUCGGUCAGCCACGCAUUUCCCAGGUUUGGCUCUCUGUCUUCGUCUGCUGCUGUCGUGAUAUUUGCGGACUCGUUCUUGAUGCCUUGUGAGGUCUUUGCAAUGCUCGCCAUGGUGGAAAGCUCCUCAAGGGGCGCCUUGACGGCAAGGAUGCCUGCAUCUGUGGGUGCGGCCUUGCGGAAGGAAGAUGCCGACGGCGGUAGGCGGUUCGCACCACAGCGGAUGGCCAAAACCGCCGCAAAAGUGACGACCAAGAGUGUCGCUGACGACCACGCCAUCCACACACACGCGAAAGAGCCGCGCUUUAUACCA